UGCAUUGUGUCUCCCACUUCCUUUCUCUGCAAUGAAUCAAGCACUCCAGUCAUACAUUUAUAAUCCCAAUGCAAGUCUCCCCAAGAUCAAAAGAACAGCAAUUGUGAGAGCUCAAGACACUUCCAAGCCCAUUUUGGCUGGAUCAAGAUCACAAAAGCCAAUCUCUACUUCUGGACAACGAUCUGAGGAUGUUUUCAAAAGCUCCAGCCCGAUUUCUACUAAUCUCAGAUUUGACAGGUUUUUGGGGCUGGCAUCACUCACAAGGCCGGACGAUGUUGUCCCGUCCUUGAUGCUGAGCUUGGGAGGGAGCUGGAUGACCGCAAACUUAAGCCUGGAGUUUAUCAAUCUUCCAUUGGUGUGGACGACCGCUCUUUGCAGCGCUUGCAUCGCCGGGGCCUCUAUGCUCGCCAACGAUUGCUACGAUCACAGCAAUGGGACCGACGCGCUCAACAAGCGAGAGUCAGCGCUCGAGAGUGGCCAAUUGGAAGUAGCUCACGUUGCAUUGGCUAGUGGAUGUAUCUAUGGCGCCGCUUUGCUGGGAGCUUGUUACUUGGAGACUCUAAAUGCGAGGCUUUUGGUCGCCACCUCGGCUUUGAUAACUUUCAUCUAUACACCUUUGUUCAAGAAGGUGACGAUAGUGAAGAAUUUGGUGGUGGCAGCUGUGGUAGCGAGCUCUAUUCUCGCUGGAGGCUUGGCAAUCACAGGAGAUGCUGCAAGUUUUCCGAUGAGAACUUACGCCUCCACUCUCUACAUCUUCCUCUCGAUUUUGGGGCGUGAGAUUCUCAAGGACGUGGUAGAUGUGGAUGGUGAUCGAGUCACGGGUGUGAGAACUUUCCCGGUUAUCUUUGGAAGGGAGCUUGGGAUAGUUUUAUCCGGAGCAUGCUCUCUGGGAGCAAAUGUUUUCCUGGCGAAGCUUUUGUGGUCCAACUCUUCACACUUUGUGUUGCUCAUUGCGAUGGUGAACUCGUUUCCAAUGCAUUUUAAGCUGCUUAAACUACUCAUGCUUAGCAAUGGCGAUGCUAAUGUGGAAAGCGUGGUCAAGCUGGAUACAAAGUUUACAAUGGCAUUUGGUCUCUAUCUCCUCGCCAUAGCAGUAUAAAGUAAUUCAAUUAACUAAUGCUGUAAGAGAUCCACAAACUUUAUCGGUCAGCUUGAGCGCAAAGCAGAACAUUGAGAUCGGGUAGAGCAACAAAGCUGUAGAACUCUAUAUGGUAGCUUGUGUGUGACUGACCAGGUCUGACCAUUUUGUUUGAAGCUCAGAGAUAAGGCCA
Selaginella moellendorffii is the source of this 1271-nucleotide messenger RNA. RefSeq lists its product as uncharacterized. The record is from RefSeq and is a predicted model, not a curated record. Lineage: Eukaryota; Viridiplantae; Streptophyta; Lycopodiopsida; Selaginellales; Selaginellaceae. The coding region runs from base 32 to 1099 and encodes 355 amino acids. Gene Ontology annotation, cellular component: membrane. The transcript is spliced from 7 exons. Gene Ontology annotation, molecular function: transferase activity, transferring alkyl or aryl (other than methyl) groups.